Molecule: messenger RNA, 642 nt
Organism: Lachancea mirantina
Lineage: Eukaryota; Fungi; Ascomycota; Saccharomycetes; Saccharomycetales; Saccharomycetaceae
Source: the annotation of a GenBank genome assembly
AUGAGCCCCAGAGUUACUGUACUGAUUUCAGGAUCAGGUUCUAAUUUGCAGGCGUUGAUUGAUGCCAAAACGGCCGGUUCGAUCGACGUUGAGUUUGUCCAAGUGAUUUCAUCUAGCAAGAAGGCUUACGGGCUAGAAAGAGCGUCUCAAAACGGAAUUCCCACCAAGGUACAAUCUUUGUAUCCUUAUACCAAGAGUAUACCGAAAGAAGAUUCGUCUGCGCGUGCCGAGGCGAGAAAACGAUUCGAAAUCGAUCUUGCCGCAGUUGUGCUCGAAGAUCAACCAGAUUUGAUCGUGUGUGCCGGCUGGUUGCUGAUUUUGGGGGCAGAAUUCUUGCAACGCGUAAAACCUACCCCCAUUAUAAACUUGCAUCCAGCCCUACCAGGUGCGUUUGACGGUACAACGCAUGCAAUCCAAAUGGCAUGGGAAAAAUGUAACUCGGGCAAAAAGGCUUUCACAGCGGGAUGCAUGGUCCACUUGGUCAUCGAAGAAGUCGACCGUGGCGAGCCUGUGGUGAUCAAGGAGCUCGAGCUUGUGCCUGGUACGGAAACUCUGGAAGAAUACGAGACACGCGUUCACGAGGCCGAACACAUCGCGAUUGUAGAAGCUGUGCAGAAACUGCUUACAACGACCAAACACUAA